Coregonus sp. 'balchen' is the source of this 976-nucleotide messenger RNA. Lineage: Eukaryota; Metazoa; Chordata; Actinopteri; Salmoniformes; Salmonidae. The record is from the annotation of a GenBank genome assembly.
GAAGCAGACAAGGUGCACAACUGUUGCACAGAGGUCUCCAGGCAGAAGAUCACCGUUCCUAUCAUCGGAGCCAGAAUACAGAAAAAGAAUCCUCCCUGUGUCAAGGCUGUCAUGUAAGAACCUCCCAUCCCUACUAGCACAGAACAUGGAACGUCACAAAUGAAAUGUUUAGGCCUACUUUGACCAUCUCCAUCCAGAUGAAUGAGUAAGGACGAGAUUAGGACAGUUGUCUAAAUGUUGUCAUCUUCGGUUCCACACAGCUUCGAGACUGAAGUUGGAGAGAUUUGCAGCCACUGGAAAGAGGCCUGGGUUCGACACACAUUCAUUCAGCUGGAGUAAGUCAUCAAUUCAUAUACAUUGUGUAAUACUCACUGUAGGCUAACUCAGUUAUACUCUCCAGUUACAUGGCUGGCUAGAGUAAGUGACCUGCACAAGGACCUGUAAAAGGGCCAGAGGAGAAGACAGAAUGUAAAAGACAGACAUGGUUGAAGUUGAAAUGCUAACGAUGCUGCUAUUUCUUCUAGAAUGGCCAGAAGGUCACUGAAUACCCAGAACACCACAAGCACCUCCCCGUAGAGGACAUUACUUCUUAUUCUUCUUGUUUAUCAAACAUCACCAACAUCGUCACUGGCUGAACUUGAGGGGUAGCAUUGUUUAAACCUGUAAUUUAAAUGAUCAACCUUUAAAUGAUGUUAUUUAUGCUAAUGAAGGUAUAAUUUAAUCCAUUUAAAUAUUGUGAGAAAAACGGGUGUAUUUAUUAUUUAUUUAUUGCCAGUUUAAGUAUUUAUUGGAUGUUUUAUGUGUGUAGGGGGCUAUGGAUGAAUUGCGGUUUGAUAUAUGCUUUUAACAUUCAAUUAAUUCCUGUGAUGUAUAUGUAUAUCAAACUGGUUUAAAAACAAAACAGCCUAUUUAAGCUCCAAUGGAGAAUUGUAGACGUAAGAAUUGAUGCCACAAAAUAUUUUGUACUAAAUAAACA